UCCCACCUCCAGAUGGCGCUGUUGGUGUUGCCUUUGAGGAAAGAAGAGAAUCCGUGCGGGCGGAGCGCAGCAAACAAAACAAGGCACAUCCCGCAUAGCCUGGAAUGCGCAUGCGCAUAUUGUCUGAGCCCUUGGCAGUUUUGUGGUUCUCUACUCGAGACGAGGAAGGACAGUUACGCGGACGGUGCAAUUCCUCCCAAGGGACAAAGGUCAGGAAUCCAAGAGGCGCCAGACAGACAGACAGCCGGAGCAAAACCUCUCCAACUGCUUUUCACACCCUGAACCCGGCCACACGAACUUUGCAUCGUCCUGCGACGGGCUCAGCGUUGUACCAGUCGCCGCUGAUCCCUGCGUUUCGAAAACUGGACUUUCACCCCGUCCUGGGAAUAGCAGCAACAGAGGAAGAGCGGCUCUUGCAACUACAAGAUCAUGUGGGCCGGACGGCGCAUGGAGGAGCUUCCGAGUCCAGCUUUCAUUGUAGAUCUUGACGUGGCGAAGAGGAACACACAGCGGAUGAGGGAGCGCUGCUGGGAGCUUGGGGUGGCCCUCAGGCCUCACAUGAAGACCCACAAGACCCUGGAAGGCGCCCGCCUCAUGACCGGAGGCACCCAGCGCAAGAUGGUGGUCUCCACGUUGGCCGAGGCCCGGCUCUUCGCAGAUGGAGGCUUCGACGACAUCCUCUAUGCUUACCCACUGCCCUUCGACAAGGUGGAAGAGUGUGCCAUCUUGGCCGAAAGGCUAGACGCUUUCCACGUUCUGGUGGACAGCCCCGAAGCCCUGGCGCUCCUGAAGGAGAGACCGCUGGGCAAGGACAAGCGAUGGAAAGUGUGGCUGAAAAUAGACUGCGAAAAUAACCGAGCCGGCUUGAGACAUGAUGACCCAGCUGCCCUUGAGCUGGCCAAGGCGAUUGCGGAGGGGACCACGGAGCUUUCCGGAAUAUAUGCCCAUUGUGGCAACUCAUACAGCUGCCAAGGGGUGCCCGAAAUACAGUCGGUCGCUCGGGCCACCACUGUACUGACCCUGAAGUUCAUGGACAAACUGAAGGAGGCCAGUGUGGCGUGUGACGUGAGCAGCAUUGGCUCCACUCCUUCCUGCAGCCGUCCUGUGCCAGAGAUGGCCAAACUCACUGAAGUUCACCCUGGGAACUAUAUCUUCUAUGAUGUCCAGCAGAUGAUGAUUGGGUCUUGCCAACUAGAGGACAUUGCCGUCCGAGUCUUGACCAGAGUGAUUGGCCACUACCCACAUCGCAACCAGAUGCUGGUGGACUGUGGCUGGACCGGCUUGAGUCUCCACAGCCUGGGCCAGUUGCCAACAGGCUAUGCUCUUGUGGAAGGCCAUGCUGACCUCAGGUUAGUGAGCAUGACCCAGGAGCAUGGGCGGAUUGAAUCCACCACUGGGAAACUGGAUUUUGCCAAAUUUCCCCGGGGCAGCCUCCUUCGCCUUAUUCCUUAUCAUGCCUGCGCAACGGCUGCAAUGCACCCCAUUUACUAUGUCCACAGCCAGGGCCACGUGGUUGAGACAUGGAAGCCCGUUCGGGGCUGGUAGGAGGAGGGCAAGGAAAAUCCACAAGAGGACAGCAUGGCCAGGCUUUCUGAAGAAUGAGGGACAAUCGCAUCUCAACGCUCUCAAAGUCUGAGCAGCAAUUUCAACACCAGCCCUCUGAAGAAAUUAUUCCUUUUGUUAAGUUGUGUUGACCCUCACACUUCUCUCGUGUCUCUUCUGAAUGGCUACACAAAAUGGGUGUCCGGCAGCGUGUGUAUUCAGUUGUCUGGAAACAAAUUCUAAUCCUAGUUGGUUACAGGCCUCCUUGGACGUGUUGUUAUCCUUGAUUCUCAUCCUUUCCUCGGAGGUUAGCAUCGCAUUUCUGAAAAGAGAGAAACUUGCUUUAGGACAAGGAUGAG
Messenger RNA from Sceloporus undulatus (fence lizard), 1901 nucleotides. RefSeq names its product D-threo-3-hydroxyaspartate dehydratase-like. Gene Ontology annotation, biological process: D-serine catabolic process. The record is from RefSeq and is a predicted model, not a curated record. Bases 430 to 1545 code for a protein of 371 amino acids. The transcript is spliced from 9 exons. Gene Ontology annotation, molecular function: D-serine ammonia-lyase activity. NCBI's taxonomy places the organism in Eukaryota, Metazoa, Chordata, Lepidosauria, Squamata, Phrynosomatidae.